Chilo suppressalis (striped riceborer) is the source of this 2671-nucleotide messenger RNA. Lineage: Eukaryota; Metazoa; Arthropoda; Insecta; Lepidoptera; Crambidae. The record is from the annotation of a GenBank genome assembly.
AAGGAACGCAGCCCUGUACUGUAUCAUCAUUGAAUUUCAUUGAUUUAUUUGGUGUUUAUCAGUUUAUCUGUCUCUGGCACCUAAAAUAUAACAUUUGCGAAAAUCUGGAAGUUAUGUUAGGAGAUGUGACCAGUACUUGCAUAUAUUUGUAGAGUUUACUAAAAUAUAAGUGAUAGCUAUUCAUCUUUAAUACGGUGUGUCAGUAGGGUCGUCAUUGAAUCACACUGAUCCAACAUCAAAAUGCCUGCCGUAACGUCAACAACGGCUGAAGAACAAAAUGAUGCAGAUCAAAAAAUGUGGAAUGCUCUAAAACGAUAUAUUAUACGAGAAAGACAACGAAAAAAGGAAGAAUACGAAGCUGAAGUGGAAGAAGAAAGACUACGAAAGGAAAGAGAAGCAAGAGAGAGGCAAGAUGUUAUGACUCUAGAAGAAACAAAGGAACAAAUUGAGCAAUUAGAACAGAAGUUGAAACAACUUGAAAAAGAGAAACAACAGUUGUUCAUGCAGUUGAAAAAAGUUCUCAAUGAAGAUGAGAUCAGAAAAAGGCAACAACAGAAGGAAACUAACGAAAUGCAACCGAUGAAAAUGCCCAUGGGUAAUAUCCAGAUACCAAUGUUCCCAAUGCAGGCAUCCACUGGGCAAGGGGAGCCGCCACCAUCUCAAGGACGGCCGCCUCCUCUUACCUCUCAUAUUUUGAACAAGCAGACCAUAGUCCGAGGUCCGAUCCAGGUGGGAGUAAAGAGGCCUCGCAGUCCGUCCCCAACAUAUCCGAUGUAUGCACACCGUCUCCAGCCACAGAGUAUGAAACACCAGUCUGUGUACUCGGAUCACAAAGUCGAAGACGGCCGCAUGGGUCGCCAAAUGGCGCGCGCCGUGCUUUGGAACAAACCUUCUCAGUACGGCUCGAGCUCGGGCGGUUCAUCCGUAUCUUCGCCCGCUUAUUACGCGAUGCCGACCUCAGGGGUAGUGGGAGUGGUCGGGGAGAGACCUCCGCCUUUAUUGUAUCCCCACCACGCUCACACCCCCCAUACUCCGCACACUCCGCAUCAUGGGAACUUGAUGUAUGCGCCGGCACCGCAACCGCCUCAGUUAUACCUAGAUAUGUUGAAGAACAGAGACGGACAGCAACACCAGGAGCAGAAGAAAGAAUCUCAGGUUUGUUUUUUAAAUAUUUUCUUUUCAGUUGGUACUUGUGGUGGCGAGAUUUACACGCGCCACUUAUAAUAAACGAAGCAAGACUCGACACGCAAUUCUAACAGAUGGCGCUACCGGCGCUGUACUCAAAAAAGUAUGGAAGCCUAAAUCGCGCAAGUGAAAUUCGGAGGCUUACAUUUCAUAUUAUGCAGUGCUUGACCAACCUCAGUCGGGCCGCGGCCCCUACCAUUACCCAGCUCGGAGGAAUAUCUUCCCCUUUGGCAUUCAUUGACUUAUAGGUUUGCUUUUAUUGUUUUGUAUCAUCACCACGUAUGGAUAUGUUGAAGAACAGAGGUAGUCAGCAAACACCAGAAGCAGAAGAAGGAUUCGCAGGUUUGUUUUUGUCAAUUUUUAAUAGAUACUUUAGUCUUCCUUUAUUGUAUCGCCACCACGCUCACACCCCCCAUACUCCGCACACUCCGCAUCAUGGGAACUUGAUGUAUGCGCCGGCACCGCAACCGUCUCAGUUAUACCUAGAUAUGUUGAAGAACAGAGACGGACAGCAACACCAGGAGCAGAAGAAAGAAUCUCUGGUUUGUUUUUUAAAUAUUUUCUUUUCAGUUGGUACUUGUGGUGGAGAGAUUUACACGCGCCACUUAUAAUAAACGAAGCAAGACUCGACUCGACACGCCAUUCCAGCAGAUGGCGCUAACGGCGCUGUAAAAACUAAAAACACGCUAUUAUUUACUGCACUAAAAAAGUCAAAAAUAAACAAAAUAUACUCUCUGUUUACAUCACUGCUUUUACAGUUGGUACUUAGAGGUUCGCCUUUGUUCUAUCCUUUCCACGUAGGGAUAUGUUGAAGAAAAGAGACGGCCUGCCAAACCGGGAGCUGAGUAAGAAAUCCGGAAGAAAUGCCGGUAACGCGGCACGGUGCGUUAAAAUAACGUGCAAAUUUACGUUACCGUAUCGUAAAAACACGUAUACGUCAUGAUAUCGCAACGUGUCACGUCGCCGUGCCUAGUAAAAUUCCGAUACGUUCUUUACUAACAUACCAGAGAAAUAGCAUUCAGCACUGUAAGUUCUCCAACAAGUAAAAUCAAUAAAUCACAAUCAAUACUUUCUGAAUACUCCGACAUCAUUUAUUCACAAGUUUUCGCUGAGACAAAGAAACAUUAACGGAGUGAGCGCAUCGUAGCCACGUCGCACUAUGGAAAAUCAAGGCGUGUUUCAGAUCAAAAGUAGAUAACUUUUUUAUUUGUUAAGAAAGAUAGUUGAAUUUUUGGUCAAGCAUAGAGUAUUAAAUAAGGCUUUAGAUACAGUUCAAAUACAAAACUUUUAUUUAAGUAAAUAUACAUAACAAAAUGUUUCAAAUUUUUUUUAAGAAAUUUCCUUAUUUUAGCUUUUUUUUUUCUAUUUAUAUUGUGAAAAACAUUGAUUAUAUAAUUUUUUUAUUAUAAAAUAAAAAUAUAAAAACAUAGCUUAUUAAUAAGCAAUUAAAAAUUAAGAUUACUAAUAGUUAUAAUUUUUAUUAUUU